Priapulus caudatus is the source of this 1901-nucleotide messenger RNA. RefSeq lists its product as uncharacterized. The record is from RefSeq and is a predicted model, not a curated record. Gene Ontology annotation, molecular function: phosphoribosylaminoimidazolecarboxamide formyltransferase activity; IMP cyclohydrolase activity. Gene Ontology annotation, biological process: 'de novo' IMP biosynthetic process. Lineage: Eukaryota; Metazoa; Priapulida; Priapulimorpha; Priapulimorphida; Priapulidae. Gene Ontology annotation, cellular component: cytosol.
UGCCAAGGAGAUGGCCGAAUCCGAUCUGCACGACACGACACUUGAAACGAAGAAGAAGCUGGCGCUAAAGGCCUUCAGCCAUACGGCGGAGUACGAUGCGGCCAUCUCGGACUACUUCCGUCGCGAGUACAGCCGCAAUGUCUCUCAGCUGCCGCUGCGUUACGGCCACCAGGUGCCAGCACAGGUCUACACCACCGCGCCACGUCUACCCCUCACAGUGCGUAACGGCGCGCCGGGGUUCGUGAACCUAUGCGACGCGCUCAACGCAUGGCAGCUGGUGAAGGAGCUGAAAUGAGCGACGGGGCUUCCAGCCGCAGCUUCCUUCAAGCACGUCAGCCCCGCAGGGAGCCCUGCCCACUACAGCAGUGGGGCAGGGUCCAAGUCGCUGCACAGCUCGGCGACGAGAUUCGCCACCGGCCGGCCGCGAAGACGCGCUCGAAGGGCCUUUCUGGACGUGGCCGGUACGCAGCAUCAUCGGCCGUCGCCGUUCGACUACCGCGCGUCCGAUCUACGCGAAAGUUCGAGCGGCGGCUUCGACAACACGCGCGCGCCUGCACGCCGCCAUUGGCUGCACAACAACGACAAGACGGUGCUCUCGCCUACGACGUUCGGCCGCAGCGCAUCCUCCGCCGUGGUGGCGCCACCUAGAGGUGUCGGGCUCAAAGAGUUGUCCGGUUCGCUAGCUGAGGACGGUCGCAACCGACCGCUGCGCGGCCGCGCGCCGCCUAUACGCCACGUCGGCCACCGGAAGUGGGCGCCGGACACGUGCGGGAUAGUGGCGACUCACGGCGGCACGCGGCGGCGGCGUCGCCCCACUCCGUCGGCAAGCAGGGAGCUUGCUGAUAAGAACUCGCGGCUGCGCGGUGAGCUGGAGAGCCUCAGACAGCAGAAGGAGCUCGAGUCCGCGGGUACGGCGUUCGCGUUCAGUCAGACGCUGGCCGACCUGGGACAAGCUGACGAAGGCCGAAAACAAGAAUGUGAAAAGUUGAGUAUUAAGCUCGGCCGGCUUCAGCGCUGCGGCUCCGCCUCCUCCCUCACGACCACCGGCGCCACCUACUACAACGGCCUCGUUCUCGAGGCGACAACGGACGACGACGCCCUCGCGCUGUCGUCGUGGGCGGAGGUGAGCGGAGGUGGCAGCACCGCAGCAUCAGCGGCGGAGGAGGAGGGCGGAGCGAGGAACGUGCGAGUACUGACGCAGGAGAACGAUGAGCUGAGAGGAUCCGUGCAGAUGCAGGGCAAGGAGAUGAGCCUCAUCAAAGAGGCGCUGGAGAAGGCGCAGCAGACGCUGCAGGUGAAGUUAGCGAGCGAGUCGGAACUUCAGAGCGAGAUCGAACGUCUGCUAAAUUUGCAGACGGACGCGAAACCAAAGGGAACGACGCAGAUGCAGAACAGCGAGAUGGGAGAGAUCAAGGAGGCGCUGGAAAAGGCGCAGCAGACGCUGCAGCAGGAGAUUGCGCGUGAGUCGGAGCGCGAGAGCGAGAUUGCACACCUGAAGAAACUGCAGGCAAAACUGUUCGACGAGGUCAAAGCUUAUAAAAAGAACGAGACCUUCCUUCAUAACAAGAUCACAGCACUCGAGGAGAAAGGAGAGAAGGAAGUAGUGGAGAAGAAAGCAGCAGGGAGAGGAACGCCAUUGUCGAAGCGCGCCCUGGCGAGGGUUUACUUGCAAACAAACUUUCAGGAUGGCCAACAAAGCCUGAACACCUCUACCCAGGAUUCCAGCUGGCUUCAAGUUUAUCCGAAUCCCUACGUGCAGCAGAAUGCGGCGGCGUCAUCUCAGUCAAUGCACCGCAAUCCCUACGUGCAGGUGCCAGUGAGCGACCCCGGGACCGUGCCGACAGCGCCAUCUAUGAGCAGAGAGGCAAACCUCGUGAAGAAGUCUAAGAAGCAGCCACCGG